AUGGCAUCAUCGCUGUUUAUACAUCUCGAUGGCCAGCCCAUACAAGACUGCGAAACCAUAGGAUAUGGAGGAUCGGGUGUUGUGAUCCGCCGGCACGGACUGGCUAGCAAGAUACCUCUCCGCCAUCCGUGGACCGACGAGUACGACGUCGAGUUGAACCUGGAAGUAAUCCAGCGAGAGCAAGAUGUAUACCGCCGAUUAGCAUCCACUGAAAAUGAGCAAAUCGAGGGCGUAGUGCCCUGCGUUGACCUCCUCCCCAAUGCCACCCAUCUCGCCUUGAUGGAACAUGGAGAUUUACGAACCUACCUGGAGAAGAAUGAAAGACCAUCCCGCGCACUACAACUAUCAUGGUUUCGGCAGAUGGCCCAAACACUCGGGCGAAUCCAUGAUCGACGCGUGAUUGUGGCAGAUAUAGCCACGCGCAAUAUCCUGCUUGACUCCGACUUUUCUAUCAAACUGUGCGACUUUAGCGAAGCUUCUAUUCUGCCACUUGAAACCGUUAUGGAAGAAGCAGAUGAUAAUGGGUAUUCCAUCCAGACGGAUAUCGGGCAGCUGGGGACAGUUAUCUAUGAAGCCACCACGGGAUCAAGUUGUGCAUUUGACCUGUUUAAAGAUAAUGCCCCAGAUGAUGGUCGAGCGAGGUGGCCACGACGGGAUUCUCUUCCUAGCACGGAAGGUCUUUGGCUUGGAGAGAUUAUAGAGAAGUGUUGGACGGAGGGGGGAUUCGGCAAUGCGCAUUUCCUGUCUAAAGCCUUGGAUUGUGUUGAUUUGGAUCAGCCAGAAAAGAAUGCACGAGGAUAUUCUAUCAGGGAAAGGCUUACUGUGGCGGCCAUCGUUCUCGGCACUUUGGCAAUCGUUGGGGCUUGGGCCAAGAGACGAUAGGAUUGAUAUUCUUCCAUUCAUGAUACCCAUCUUCUAAUGUAUAAAUAUUUCGUCAUCUAGGCUUAUAUCCCUGCUUGUGUCUUCGGAUGGAUAGAAAUAAAUUAAUUGACGUGGUGUAGCCACUGACAUCAUGCUUCACCACGACUAUAUAGAUCGAGACAAUUCCAUCCCAUUGAUUUGAC
Molecule: messenger RNA, 1064 nt
Organism: Aspergillus wentii DTO 134E9
Lineage: Eukaryota; Fungi; Ascomycota; Eurotiomycetes; Eurotiales; Aspergillaceae
Exons: 1
Coding region: 1-882 (293 amino acids)
Biological process (GO): protein phosphorylation
Cellular component (GO): cytoplasm
Molecular function (GO): protein serine/threonine kinase activity; ATP binding
Source: RefSeq, a predicted model, not a curated record